AUGGAGGUUCUGACGAUGACAGAGAAGUUUUUCGGCCAAGAAAAAUCAACGUGUCCAAGACUUGUAAGGAUAUCAAUGACCGAUCCCUAUGCAACCGAUUCUUCAGCAAAUGAAAAUGAUGAUCAUUUCGGACGGUGGCAUGUGAAUAAGUAUGUCAAUGAAAUUAACAUACAAACGUCGUGCAAAACUACAAUGAUGCCUGUCAACGACAACAUGAUGACGACCAGAAAUAGGCCAUAUGCUCUAGAAGCGAAACAGAAGUCUAUGAAGAAGAAGAGAACUGCGGCGGACAACGUUAGGAAGUUUCGAGGAAUCCAGCAAAGGCCUUGGGGUAAGUGGGCAGCGGAGAUUAUGGAUCCGGCUACACGUGAACGGUGGUGGUUGGGGACGCGUGAUACGGCGGAGGAGGCUGCCAGGGCGUAUGAUAAUGCCGCCAUUAAACUCUGUGGUCAUGGUGCUGUAAAAAACUUCAUCAUGCCGCUGGUUUUGGAAAACCCACGACCGGUGAAUGUUACAUCGAUGUUCGACCAUGAUUCCAGCUUAAAGUUGCACAACCUUCCAUUUGGGGAAGCACCACCUUUUGAUUUCCAAUCAUUUGACCUGAUACAAUUUGGUGAUGAAGUUCUAUUUUAUAACAUGCAUGAUGAUUUCGGGAUUACAAACCCGAACCAAUUCGAUGAUUUUGCUACAAUACCAUUUGUUGAUGACUUCAUUCCUGAUAUUGGAUGUGGAUCCUCCUCAACUUUAUAA
Messenger RNA from Cynara cardunculus var. scolymus (artichoke), 750 nucleotides. Its product is annotated as ethylene-responsive transcription factor CRF1-like. The transcript has a single exon. Bases 1 to 750 code for a protein of 249 amino acids. The record is from RefSeq and is a predicted model, not a curated record. Gene Ontology annotation, biological process: regulation of DNA-templated transcription. Gene Ontology annotation, molecular function: DNA-binding transcription factor activity; DNA binding. NCBI's taxonomy places the organism in Eukaryota, Viridiplantae, Streptophyta, Magnoliopsida, Asterales, Asteraceae.